GUGGCGCGGUGCGGCUGUCUUUCCAGUCGGGCUCGGAGGCGUCCUUCGGAUCAUGUCUGGUGGUUCUGCGGACUAUAACAGAGAACAUGGCGGCCCAGAGGGAAUGGACCCCGAUGGUGUCAUCGAGAGCAACUGGAAUGAGAUUGUUGAUAACUUUGAUGAUAUGAAUUUAAAGGAGUCUCUUCUACGGGGCAUCUAUGCUUAUGGUUUUGAGAAGCCUUCAGCUAUUCAACAGAGAGCUAUUAUCCCUUGCAUUAAAGGGUAUGAUGUGAUUGCUCAAGCUCAGUCAGGUACUGGCAAGACAGCCACAUUUGCUAUUUCCAUCCUGCAACAGUUGGAGAUUGAGUUCAAGGAGACCCAAGCACUAGUAUUGGCCCCCACCAGAGAACUGGCUCAACAGAUCCAAAAGGUAAUUCUUGCACUUGGAGAUUAUAUGGGAGCAACUUGUCAUGCCUGCAUUGGUGGAACCAAUGUUCGAAAUGAAAUGCAAAAGCUGCAGGCUGAAGCACCACAUAUUGUUGUUGGUACACCAGGGAGAGUGUUUGACAUGUUGAACAGACGGUACCUGUCUCCAAAAUGGAUCAAAAUGUUUGUUUUGGAUGAAGCUGAUGAAAUGUUGAGCCGAGGGUUCAAGGAUCAAAUCUAUGAGAUUUUCCAGAAAUUAAAUACAAGUAUUCAGGUCGUGUUGCUCUCUGCCACAAUGCCAACUGAUGUGUUGGAAGUGACCAAAAAAUUCAUGAGAGAUCCGAUUCGAAUCUUGGUGAAGAAGGAAGAAUUGACCCUUGAAGGAAUCAAGCAGUUUUAUAUAAAUGUUGAGAGAGAGGAAUGGAAGUUGGACACACUUUGUGACUUGUACGAGACACUGACUAUCACACAGGCUGUUAUUUUCCUCAAUACAAGGCGCAAAGUAGACUGGCUCACCGAGAAAAUGCAUGCCAGGGACUUUACAGUUUCUGCUCUGCAUGGUGAUAUGGAUCAGAAGGAGAGAGAUGUUAUCAUGAGGGAAUUCCGUUCAGGGUCAAGCCGUGUUUUGAUCACUACUGACUUGUUGGCUCGUGGAAUUGAUGUGCAACAAGUGUCUUUGGUUAUAAACUAUGACCUACCUACCAAUCGUGAAAACUAUAUUCACAGGAGUCGAUAGCACCAGUUGAUGACGAGAUGGCACUCAGAAACGGCGUUGACGUAAUUUAGGACGUGGAUUCAUAAGCGAAACAGCACACUGUUUGAAUAAAGAGCGAGUCGGUAUUUAUAUUUGUUUUUCUUUUGUCAUGAUUAUUUGAUAUUUUAAGUUGUUCCAGCCAAGGCAUUUUGUAUGUUAGCAUUUCUUAGGGAGCAUUAGGUGGUUUGUAUUGUCUGGUUUCUAUAGGAAGGUAGAGAGCUGUUUUGGAGGUAACACGUUUUGAGUAAUUGAGUAUACAACGUGUGAAACUGAACAAAAAAAGCAGUGAUGAGUUUGGGUUUACCCUGCCAAAUUUGUUUUCCCACUGGAAAAGUUGUCAGGUUUUAGAAAAUAGUUAACCUACAGCAUUUUGUAUUUACAGUUUACAGUUCCAGAAGUGCGUCGAGUGGAUUACAUAACUGUUCUCUUUUAUCCCUGGUGUUUACAUCUGUCCCAGGCUGACUACUGCUCUUGGCUGGCCCACUUUGGUAUGGGCUUUAAUUUCACUACCCCAAACACAAUACUGCCAUCUGCUUUAUUAUAAUUAAUGCUCAAGGCGCCUGAUAAAUAUCUCAUUUUUGCAGCCAGACAAGCCUUGAAUCCUUUUGGCACUAACUGCAAAGGAAGAUUUUUUUCCUCCAUGUAUUGAUUUUAGCAGCUAAUGCUCCAAUUAGAAGCACGAUCUAUAACCUUGAUAAGUAAACAGCAGCUGAUGGUUAACAAGUGGAUCAUCAUGUUCAAUAAGUUCAUAAAACAUUUGAGAAGUAAUGUUCUUCUGAUUGCCCUUUUCUUUCUCUUAUACAGAAUUGGCAGAGGGGGUCGAUUUGGGAGGAAAGGUGUGGCUAUAAACUUUGUUACUGAAGAAGACAAGAGGAUUCUUCGUGACAUUGAGACUUUCUACAAUACUACAGUGGAGGAGAUGCCCAUGAAUGUGGCUGACCUUAUUUAAUUCCUGGGAUGAGAGUUUUGAAUGCAGUGCUCGCUGUUGCUGAAUAGGCGACCACAACGUGCAUUGUGCUUCUUUGGGAAUAUUUGAAUCUUGUCUCAAUGCUCAUUACGGAUCAGAAAUACAGAUUUUGAUAGCAAAGCGACAUUAGUCGUGAGCUCUGUGAGGAAAGUCCUUGGCUUCAUCCUCUUUAGAGUUAGACUGUUGGGGUGGGUAUAAAAGAUGGGGUCUGUAAAAUCUUUCUUUCUUAGAAAUUUAUUUCCUAGUUAUGUAGAAAUGGUUGUAUUAGAUGUUCUCUAUCAUUUAAUAAUAUACUUGUGGACUAAAAGAUAUAAGUGCUGUAUAAAAUCGGCCAAUUAUGUUAAACUAGCAUAUCUGCCUUUACUGUGUUUCUCAGCCUGAAUAGAAAGGCCUUUAAAAUUGAUUUUUUUAGAAAGCAUUUGAAUGCAGUUUGUUUGGUAUUGUAUUUAUUCAAUUAGUGCUAAGUGUGAAAUGGACCCUGUUGCUAAACCCCAGCAAGCAAUCAUAUCCUAGGUAGGGUUAAACUCCCAGUAAAAUUGCCAUAUUGCACAUGUCUUAAUGAAGUUUGAAUGUUAAAUAAAUUGUAUAUUCACUUUAAAAA
This is a messenger RNA of Dipodomys ordii (Ord's kangaroo rat), 2727 nucleotides long. RefSeq names its product eukaryotic translation initiation factor 4A2 (gene Eif4a2). The transcript is spliced from 11 exons. Bases 53 to 1141 code for a protein of 362 amino acids. The record is from RefSeq and is a predicted model, not a curated record. Lineage: Eukaryota; Metazoa; Chordata; Mammalia; Rodentia; Heteromyidae. Gene Ontology annotation, molecular function: ATP binding; translation initiation factor activity; RNA binding. Gene Ontology annotation, cellular component: cytoplasmic stress granule. Gene Ontology annotation, biological process: cytoplasmic translational initiation.